AUGGAGAACGAGCAGGACUAUAUCAGCAGACGAGGCGCAAUGCAGACUGGCAGCCGCCACACCGCUUCCACAGCACCACCGCCAGCAGCCAUGUCAUCGGAAGAGGAAGUCGCAGCCGAUGUGGACGAACCCCCAGAUCUAGGACGUACCCCACGACCCUCGAUUAUGAACCUCCACGAGUCUUCCGUAUCGUCAUUCACAAAAUCAGUACCUCGAUGCGACGUCAAGCAAUCACUCCUAACGACUGCCCUGCAGUCCCAGGCAAAUUCCAAUUCAAGCUCGCCUGUGGAGGAGCAUUACAAGAGCCCUAUCCGUGGCAUGUCCGUUUGGAGUAACAACAGUGUUUCGACGGCUGAGUUGACAAGCGAUGGAGGUUUCACAAGCCCGGGUACACGUACAAGCACGCCGAGCCCACCCCUCCCUGCGUCCAGGCUCCACAGCAUAUUGCCAACGUUCAACAAGAAACCGUUUGAGCUACCCUUGCCAGCCAUUCGCCACGAUGAUGAAAGCCACGGCCCUCUCGAGAAGGUACCGACACAGACGACUGGCGAGCAAGGCGUUGAAGCAACUCUAGGACGGAAGAGGCGAAUCAUGUUCGCGUGUGGCGGCAAACAAGAAAAGAUGCCCACACAAGAGCCUGCAAAGCCUGCACCAUCCCCACUGGUAGAGGAACCCCCAAAACGGUCUUGUACGAUCAAGUUCACCUGUCCUACCAAAAUCUCCACAGACGCGCUUUCCAAGACCCCCAAACCCCGCCUGCGUGUGGCAAGCCCCGCACCGUCAGCACGGCGGAUACCCAAAUCUCCUAAACCUCCACCAAAACCGCAUCGCGGCUCCGACUCAACCGUCCGCAACAAUUCUCCUGUCAGUGUCCGCAAGGCGCCCAUAGUUGACCGAAUUCGCCGUUUGAGUGCAAACUCUGACCUCGCUCGAUGCGAAGCAUACCGCUUCCACGAGUUCGCUAGCUCAGAAGAGGAAGUCGACGAAUGGACACUGGAAUCUACGGUGCAUCGAAACCGGCUCACUGUGGGAGACACUCUUAAGGUCGAAAACAAUCUCCGCCAGUUAGCAGAAGAGGCCGAAGAGGAGGCAUUGGAGGAUGAGGAAGAAGAUGAUGACGAUGAAGUCGCAGAUGACGACGACGAUGACGAUGACUUGCUGGAUGAGGACCAAGACGGGAGCGACGCAUACAGCGACGUAACCGACGAGGGUUUCCAGACCGAUGACGAGGAAGGCUUUGCAGUCUCGGAUGAUGAGAGUGACGCUGGAUCUGAUUACAACUGGUGGGCACCCGGACCUUCUACUGCCGCCACGUCCAUGGACCUCCUUGAUCACCUUCGACCCAAGGUAAAUCGCACCUUGUCUGAAUCAUCGAGUGGAUCUUUGGAAAGCGGCAAGCAGUUUAAGAUGCCUGAGAAGUCAUUUUCAAGACGCAAGAAGUCCAAACCAGUCAACAUACGUGCUCCAAGCCCUGAACUGCCCGACAGCACAGAUUUCGUUUGUGGAACACUCGACGAGGACAGGCCUGCAGAAGCAGCGUACAUGACAACUCUGGAACGCCGACGCGCAGCUAAGCACAAACCCACGCCCCAAGACAUUGACCCCUCAUUCCCUACAUCAGAUCCCGAUCUCCCAGAUGAUGAAGAGGAUGAAGUAAGUGAGGUGGAACAUGUCAACUCAGAAAGCGACAACUACUUUAUGAUGCACGGUCGUAUGGAUCCUCUUGAUGGAGAGUUACGGGGUCGUCGCAUAGACGUGCCCAAGAAGCGUUCUCCCGCACAUUCACCACGACGCCUUCGAUCGCCACCACCCACAAAACGCACCAUGCACCGUUCUCCGCCACCCCCAACUAAGCGCGUCGUCCAUCGAUCUCCGCCCCCACGCAAGCUGUUUGGUGCUUCUCCGAAACGUGCUCGUUCGCCUGCACCAGCCCGUCUGCAGUCACCCCCACUCAUCCGACGUGGUUCGAUCAACCUUGUCGCCACACGACAACGUAGCGAGAUGUCAAUCCGCUUCAGUGAUAUCGGCGAGCGACCCGCUCUCAUCACUUCAGCCUCGGUACCUCGAACCCCUAUGAGCACGCACCCUCCUCCUCUUGAAAACUAUGACGAAGAAGAGACGGGCCCUACUGAGCUCCCCCGGCGCGCUAUAGCCAUUCAAGUGGGUCUCGAAAAGAAGAGACAGCGUCGCAAGGAGCAGUUGUACAGGAAGCAACACCGUAAGGGCGUCAAGGAGAAGCGAGCUCCACCGCCUGGGCGGGGCGCGGAGCGCAUGCGCGACAUUGGACUCGAGCUCGCGGCGCACAAGGGCAAGACUGCUGCUUUUGCUGCGCUACCCUCGUCGCAGAAGUUCCAAGACCCUUGUCUCACGUACGUCAUCCCCCUCGUCGUGCCUUCGCGUCGCCCAACGCUCGCGUUGCUGCUGCCGUCGCGUCUCCCCAGCAUAAUAUCCUUGUCGCCGCCGCUCAUCAGCGCACUUGGAUGCUCGAGUGCGCUUCCCAGCCCGUACGAGGACAAUGAGCGCGCAGUCAAGGUGCGGAAGAAGUGGGGGAAGGUCACGGAGCAAAAUCUGUCGAGCUUCGACUUGACGGAGGGCAUAGUGCGCGCUAUGGUUUCCAAUCGCGAGCUCUACGUUGUCGAAACCCUUUUCGUCGAUAGUCAACUGUCAGAAUGCCCUCGAUACCCUCAGCUUGCUUUACUGCGCUGUCCUCGCCGAAUCGAAAACCCCAACAUUCAAUUCGUCUUCUCCGUUGAGGACCGCCACGCGCAGCCCACAAAACCAGUGCGGUCGCUUGCUCGCCGCGCUCAGGACCACAAUUUGUGGCUGAUCCCCGACUUUGGCUUUUGGAGCUGGGACAUGCCGUUCAUCAGCACAAUGGACGAAGUCGCUCACGAGGCUGUCCAGCGCAGACGUAUCGAGCCGUAG
Dothidotthia symphoricarpi CBS 119687 is the source of this 2925-nucleotide messenger RNA. RefSeq lists its product as uncharacterized. The coding region runs from base 1 to 2925 and encodes 974 amino acids. Lineage: Eukaryota; Fungi; Ascomycota; Dothideomycetes; Pleosporales; Dothidotthiaceae. The transcript has 4 exons. The record is from RefSeq and is a predicted model, not a curated record.